Messenger RNA from Candidula unifasciata, 606 nucleotides. The record is from the annotation of a GenBank genome assembly. Lineage: Eukaryota; Metazoa; Mollusca; Gastropoda; Stylommatophora; Geomitridae.
AUGGCGGCUGUCAUAGACGCUGUCAACACUGUCCUGGCUUCAGGGCAGCACAGGCACAUAUUGUCUGUUAUCAAGGGCUUCAGAAAUGGCGCUGUAUACGGAGCAAAAAUAAGAUUUCCUCAUGCGCUGGUGAUGACUAUUCUGUUUAGAAAUGGCAGCCUCAGAGAUAAAAUCAUUGCAAUUCUGGAGGCCACCUACACACACUCAAGAAAUCUGGCAAUGUUUGUUUUUGCGUACAAGGGCUUGACGUCAACACUUUCAUGGGGAGAGUCUAAAUCUCACCAGCUUCACGCAUUUCUCUCUGCUUUCUGUGCAGGUUUUGUCAUCUUUGGCAAGUACAACAAUGUGAAUGAGCAGAUUAACCUGUACCUGCUGUCCAGAGUUAUUUAUGGCCUGGGCAAACUCCUGAUCCAGAAGAAGGUCAUCCCUCAGCCCCAGACAGAUGUCUUUCCCUGGUUUGCAGCCAUCAUGUGGGGCUUGACCCUCUGGCUGUUUGAAUACCAGCGCUCCUGUCUCCAGCCUUCCCUAGUCUCCUCUAUGACAUAUUUAUACAAGGACAGUGAUAAGUGGACAAGCCUCAGAGACUUUCUCAUUUAUAAUCAAUGA